Messenger RNA from Paecilomyces variotii, 702 nucleotides. Its product is annotated as ferritin-like superfamily. Gene Ontology annotation, cellular component: cytoplasm. Gene Ontology annotation, biological process: iron ion transport; intracellular iron ion homeostasis. NCBI's taxonomy places the organism in Eukaryota, Fungi, Ascomycota, Eurotiomycetes, Eurotiales, Thermoascaceae. The transcript has 3 exons. The record is from RefSeq and is a predicted model, not a curated record. Bases 1 to 702 code for a protein of 233 amino acids. Gene Ontology annotation, molecular function: ferric iron binding; ferrous iron binding.
AUGGCGCAUAGUACUGAAGAAGCGAAGAGGGUGAUCGCUGAGAUGGCGAAUACGAACCUCGACGACUUUGUGCGGGAUAAAACAUUCACCAUUGAAUUGGAAGAAUCAGUGAGAGGUCACAUCCACGAGGAGUUGACCACCUGGAUGUUCUACCGCAAGCUGGCAGCCGACUGCGCUCGUACCAAUAUCGCGCUGCAUGGUUUCUCCAUGCUCUGGCAGCGUCGUGCUACCGAGUGCCUCGCAGACAUGUACUGGUUGGAGAAAUACCUCAUCUCCCGUGGUGGCCGCUCCAAGCCUACUGCCAUUGAGGCUCCCAAGAUCGAAUGGCCUGACCACCCAGUCGAGCCCGUCCACCCGGUCAGGGAGGCUCUCAGUAUCGAGAAGAACGUGCUCCAGGAUCUAGAGCGAUUGUGCGCGCUGGCUCAGAAAUGCAACAAUCACUCCCUCACGGACGCUAUCCAGACGAAGUUCUUGCGUAAAGAAUCCAAGCACGUCAAGGACAUCGGUGACUUGCUCCAACAGGUGGUAAGAGUUUCCAAGCAGCCCGGUCAUGGUCUCUAUCAUCUUGACAAGGAACUCCGUUGCCACAAGGGCCGCAUCCCAUGGUGCUUGCAAAAUGACCCGGACUGCCAGGAGCCUGUUUUCGCAGAAAUAUCACAAUGCGAUGUUUCCAGAGGCCAUGCGAGUAGCCAUCAUUCUUGA